CAGCCGUCGUCGUCUCAUCUGCCGACGCCGCUACUACUAGUCUCCAGCUGACAGGCUCUCCCUUCCCUUCCUCCCCGACCCGACCCCGGGAGGCGGAGAUCCCUAGGCCGGCGGCCGAGAUGGCGGCGGCUCUGGCCCUCGCGGUGGUGCUUGCCGUCGCGUCGCUCCGCGCGGAGGCGGUGUGGCUGGAGGUGCCGCAGUCGGGGACCAAGUGCGUGUCGGAGGAGAUCCAGUCCAACGUCGUCGUGCUCGCCGACUACUCCAUCAUGUACGAGUCCCACCCCGACUCUCACCCCACCAUAGCCGUCAAGGUUACUUCACCAUACGGGAACACCUUACAUCACAAUGAGAAUGCUACAGUUGGUCAAUUUGCAUUCACAACUGCAGAAGCUGGAAACUACCUUGCAUGCUUCUGGAUAGAUAGUGCAGAGAAAGGAUCAGGAGUAUCUGUGAAUCUUGACUGGAAGAUUGGGUUUGCAACAAAGGACUGGGAUGCUAUUGCUAAGAAAGAAAAAAUUGAGGGUGUAGAACUCGAGCUUCAGAAACUUGAAGUGGCAGUCCAGGCCAUUCAUCAGAACUUGAUAUACCUCAAAACAAGGGAAGCAGAGAUGCGAAUUGUGAGCGAGAAAACAAACGCAAGGGUUGCCUGGUUCAGUAUUCUGUCGCUAGGUGUCUGCAUUGCGGUAUCAAUCUUGCAAUUGUGGCAUCUUCAAGGGUUCUUCAGAAAGAAGAAGCUCAUCUAGAUUUUACUCAUUUGAUGUUGCACUGUGGCUCAAAUGUAAAAUGUUGUUCACCUUGGAUGGGACAAUUUUGUCUUGUUUAGAACGUUUCACACCAGUGAUGACUGAUGAGCAAGUUGUACUGUAUGUAAUUUAACUACGAUUGAAUGGAAUAUCAAUGUUUCUGGGAAGGUCUGCAUACCUUCAGGCUUCAGCA
Molecule: messenger RNA, 936 nt
Organism: Setaria italica (foxtail millet)
Lineage: Eukaryota; Viridiplantae; Streptophyta; Magnoliopsida; Poales; Poaceae
Product: transmembrane emp24 domain-containing protein p24delta3
Exons: 4
Coding region: 120-743 (207 amino acids)
Biological process (GO): intracellular protein transport; endoplasmic reticulum to Golgi vesicle-mediated transport; Golgi organization
Cellular component (GO): endoplasmic reticulum; Golgi apparatus; COPII-coated ER to Golgi transport vesicle
Source: RefSeq, a predicted model, not a curated record